Molecule: messenger RNA, 2451 nt
Organism: Felis catus (domestic cat)
Lineage: Eukaryota; Metazoa; Chordata; Mammalia; Carnivora; Felidae
Gene: PRSS45
Product: putative serine protease 45
Exons: 5
Coding region: 1230-2309 (359 amino acids)
Biological process (GO): proteolysis
Molecular function (GO): serine-type endopeptidase activity
Source: RefSeq, a predicted model, not a curated record
GGUGGGAGUCCUCUGCAUGGUUUUAGCUCGCUGGGUCCUGCUCCCCGGACUCAGUAUGUUUGCCCGGAGCUUUGUAGCUUAAUUACCAGCCCCUGGAGCUCAGAAGAGAGGAUCACAAGAGACCAAAACUGGAAGCAGGAAGGAAGUUAGAGCAUGAGAAAUAUUCCUUCUCUUCUGCUUCUUCCACUUGCUGCUAUCGCUGCCCAUUUUAUUAACAAGCAUUUGUACUCUCAGAGGGAGGAAGGCAAGGGAGAUUCGGUGUCAGAGGCACUGGUUCAUUACCCUUAUUCUCUGGUCCAGUGUCCCAGCAUCUCUCUGUCUGUGUCUGGCUUCUGAUCAACUCCUCCCAGUCUCCUGUCCCCUGUCCUUCCAGGGGUCAAUGUUUUAGAUCCCAUAUAUCCGUGGGCUCAGAGGGCAGUCCGUGUCAAUCCUAUAUGUUGUGGGAGGAAGGUUGGGGUUGGGACCGAGCUUAUUAAUAAGUAUUGAACCAUCGGCUUUAAGAAGCCACUGAAUAUAAAUGGGUUAACCCAAUAAAUUUAACUUCUUCUUCCUAAAACAUCUUAAUCAAGUGUUCUUGGUCGGCAGGUAUCUUUUCCCCCAUCUUAAGGCUCCACUCAGCCCUGUGGUUCAUGUUUUAACUGCAUCAGAUUUCCCCGGAGAGCUUGUUAAAAUGCAGAUCGCUGGUUCCACUCCUAGAGUUUGUAGUCCUGUAGGUGUGGGGUGGGGCCUGAGAACCACAUCUCUAACAAGUUCCAGGCACUGCCUCUGCUGCUCUGGAGAACGCUGCUGUCAUUAACAGGAGGAGAGAAGGCAGCCUCCUCUUGACUGCCUUGACAUGUAAGUGACACACAUCACUUCUACUCACCUGCUAGUCAUGGGAACUCAUUAUGUGGACCCCCUUAGAUACCAGGCAGGGGAAUGUGGUCCCUGGAGCUGGACCCCUCCCCUCAUCCCCCAACUAGACAAGAGAAGGUGGAAUCUUAGUGGUCAGGUCCCAAUCUCUGUCACACCCAGCGGAUGCAGAGACCAUAUCCUUCUGGGAAAAUGCUCUGUGAAGGCCCAAGGCCCGGUAUACGCCAUCAUCUCUUUCAAGACCAUUCCCUUGAUGGUCUGUGGAAGAGGAGGCAUGUAUUUCCUUCUCACGACUUCCCCAAGAGUCCUUGUUCCAGUCAUAGGUCCAGCUCAAAUGCCACUUCCCUAAAGAUGCCUUCCCGGGUUGCCUAGCCUUAAUGUUCCUUUCUUGUGCUUUCUGUAUCUUUUCAGACUCUCAAAUCAAUAUAAAUUGUCAGCCUUUCGAAUGCGCCGAGCCCGGGGAGGGGACCAAGGGUGCGGUCAGAGGCUGGGCGACCAGGUGGCCUCACAGGUCCUGGCAAUUCGGGCGGGCCUUCACUACCCAGACUGGGGGGGACGCUGUCACCAGCUUAAAGCAAUUGGGAAUGUUUUCAUGGGCUUGGCCACCCGGGGGGCAAUCACAGAUCAGGGGCUCCGAGGUCAUUUUCGAGGAAGAGGCACGAGGUGUGCCAGCGCAGAUGCCGGAAACGCGCCCGCGGGCGUCGGGGAAGGCUUGGCGCGUUGUCACGUGCUGGGGGCCCCAUCACGUGACCGGACCCCCGUCACGUGCUGGGGGCGCCCUCGUGCGUCAGGGGCGCCCUCACGUGUCGGGACUCGCGGCGCCGCGUGCCUGGGCCUGCAGGUGGCACCUCCCGGGCCUCAUGGCCGCCUCGCCGCCGCUCAGCUGCGCUGGAGCCUCGGGGCCCUGGGGCCUGAGCCGCCGCCUCCUCCUGCUGCUGCUGCUGCCGCCGCUGCUGAACUCGGGUUAUAAAGAAAACAAUUCCAUACCAGGUGGGGAGGGUGAGCCCCUGCGCCAGGAAAACCUCAGCUCCUGGGAGGUUUGUGGCAGACCCUGGUGGUCGGAAGAUUUGGACAUGACCCGACAUUGGCCCUGGGAGGUGAGCCUCCGGCUGGAAAAUGAACACAUAUGUGGAGGGGCCCUCAUUGAUCUCAGCUGGGUGGUGACUGCUGCCCACUGCAUCCAAGGCACCAAAGAGUACUCCGUGAUUCUCGGCACCCCCAAGCUGAAGCCCGUGGACUUCCCGAAGGGCGUCUCGAUCCCCGUGAAGGACAUCAUCAUGCACCCCAAGUACUGGGGCCGGACCUUCAUCACGGGUGACAUUGCCCUUCUCCAGCUCCAGACUCCGGCCAUCUUCGGCGAGUACGUGCAGCCCAUCUGCCUCCCAGAGGCCAGCUACAACCUGAAGGUUGGGACGCAGUGCUGGGUGACUGGCUGGGGCCAGCCAACUCCACGCUGACCCCAGAGCUGCGGGAAGCUGAGGUGUUUAUCAUGGACAACAAGAGGUGCAACCGGAUUUACCGCAAGAAGUCCCUCAUCCCCCCCCUUGUCCCCCUUGUCCUGGGGAACAUGAUCUGUGCCACCAAUUAUGGAGAAAACUU